UUCAAUGACGGACUCCUGAUUGUAAAUCGGUGUUUGGAGAUUUUUUCCUCUAGACAUUCAGCUGCUUUCUGGGAGAUAAAAUGGCAUUGCAGCCUCUCAGAAGAUAAAAGCCACGGAUUAACAGCUUGUUUUUUUUUUUUUUUUUUUAAUGGAUAUAUACACCAGCUUCUUUACAAUAUGUUUAGGGUGGGACAACAAUGUCAACUUUACUCGGAUAGUUUAGGUUAGAUAACGUUGCUGACGCGGCUUGUCCGGUAAAAACCUAAUAAUACCACCACUAAUAUUAAUCAUGGAAACUAGCGGCGACAUUCAGACCGUCUCCAGUGCGGUUUCGAGAGGAGCAAACCCUGAACUGAAGAAGCUGCUUUCCUUCAAAACCUACAAGAGGAGGUGGUUUGUGCUGCUGGUGUUGUGUUUGCUGAACUGCUCCAACGGAACGCUAUGGCUCACCUUCGCACCAGUGGCCGACCAGUCCGCCCAGUACCUGCAGGUGACUCUGGAGGACAUCAACUGGCUGUCGGUGGUCUACAUGGUGGUGGCCAUACCGCUCAGCUUCGUCACCACCUGGAUGCUGGACACGCUGGGGCUACGCAUCACGCUGAUCUUGGGCUCCUGGCUGAACAUGUUCGGAGCGGCGCUGCGCCUCAUCGGCGCCCUCCCCUCCGUCACCAGCCUCCAUCCCUCCCAGAGGUUCGCGGUGGUGAUGUGCGGUCAGACUUUCUGCGCUCUGGCUCAGCCGCUCAUGAUCUUCGCCCCCACCAAGCUGGCGGCGCUGUGGUUCCCCGACCAUCAGCGCGCCACGGCCAACAUGAUCGCAUCCAUGUCGAAUCCCCUGGGUAUCCUUCUCGCUAACAUCAUCUCUCCUCUGAUUGCUCAAACAUCUCGUGAAAUCCCAACGCUGCUGCUUGCCUACACGAUCCCGUCAUGUGUCAUCUGUUUCCUAGCAACGGUGGGGAUACGGAGCAGCGCGCCCCCGACGCCGCCGUCGGCCAGCGCCGAGUCCUCGGCCUCGGAGCCGUUCGUCCAGGGCCUCAAACUGUUACUGAGGAACAAAGCCUACGUCAUCCUGCUGCUGUGCUUGGGCUCAGGCAUGGCCGUCUUCACCUGCUUCUCCACGCUGCUGGAGCAGAUCCUGUGUGUGCAGGGAUACACCAACGACUUCGCCGGCCUGUGCGGUGCCCUCUUCAUCGUGUUCGGGAUCGUCGGCGCCGGUGCUCUGGGUUUCUACGUGGACAAGACCAAGAAGUUCAUCGAAGUCACAAAGAUCAACCUGAGCUUCACUGCUUUGGCGUGCAUCGCCUUCUCCGUGGUGUCUCUGAUGCGAGGCCAGAAAGCCGCCGUGGCCGUCGUCUGCUCGCUCUUUGGCUUCUUCGGUUUCUCCAUCUACCCGGUGGCCAUGGAGCUGUCGGUGGAGUGUUCGUAUCCGGUGGGAGAAGCAACGUCGGCCGGACUCAUCUUCGUCUCGGGACAGGUUCAGUCGCUCCUCUACAUCGUCCUCCUCCAGGCUUUAACCAAACCUUUGGCCGACUCCCCUCUGUCCACCUGUGGAGACGCCGUCUUGAGCUGGAGAGUGCCCAUGAUGGUGAUGGCCGGUAUCUGCUGCCUGUUCUGCUGCUGCUUCGUCAUCUUCUUCCACACCAACUACCGGCGCCUGGAGGCCGAGGAGCAGGCGACGUACGGCGUCAAACGAGGCCGCGACGGCAGCGAGAGCCCUCAGAGCGUGGAGACGUGAGGACGCGUCCACGGCGACGACGCUGUGUUUCAUACGAAGGAAACGCGUUUUACAGCCACAGAAACUGAGAAUACAAUAAUCAUAUGUAUUUAAAUAAUUAUGGCAUUCUUUAUAUAUAUGUAUAUAUUGUUAAAUGUCAUGUAGGUACGAGCUGCUGCUCUCACUCAUCCUGAUUUUAUCCUGGAGGGAGGAAAAGGAAUCGGUUCCUUGAACGCAGCAUCCAGGUACUCAGCUGUUAUCAGGGAACGAGAAAGUUCUCCAACCAAUCAGAGACAUUUACUUAGAAACUAAUUCUACUAAUUCAAGUUGCUGACGGCAAUAAGUGAGAUUUCUACAGUAUAUAUAUAUAAAAAAAAGUCACCUGUGGAUCUGGUGGCAUUUAUUAUCUAAAAAGCAAAACUAUUUCUCAUCGAGAAAAGUCAUAAAUUAUACUUUAUAACACGAUUUCUUUCGUAGACCAGUGAUUUAUCAAAGUGCUGCACAUGUUUUUAUUGUGUUCUUGACCAAAUGUCUGCAGCGUUGACACGACGAAAACCCUCGGUUAGCGGAGGAAAUGUGCAGCAGUGGUUUUGGUUGCAGUUUCUGCUCAUUUUCACGGUUUGCUGUGCAGAUAAAAAAAACCCUAAUCUGGUUUCAGGACGUAUUUUAACAACGUCUGUCCUGCUUUUCAGAAUCACUUUCACAACACUUUUUUUAAUCCUUCAAGGAAAUGGUUUAAACUGUAGAUAGUAUAUCCACCUCUGGGUUCUGGGCCCCUUUUAACGUCUUUGUAUCAGUAUAGAAAAUAAAAAACAGAUAGCACUACAUUCAUUUCUGUAACUGCUUGUCCUCUGGAGGCGGGUUCACAUUCACAUUCACACCUACGACCAAUUUAGAGCCACUAACGAGCCUAAUGAGCCUAACGAGCGUGUCUUUGGAGGGCGGGAAGAAGCCGGAGUAUCCGGAGAAGAACCGACGCAGACACAGGGAGAACAUGAAAACUCAUAUUAAUUAAUGAUAGUCACGUUAUUUAUAGUGUCACAUGAUUUAGUUUAAUUUUAAUUCCUUACUUUUACAUAAACAAACUCUAAGUCGGUUGUUUUUCAUUUUGUUUAGAAGGUGAAACUCCUUGUUUCUUUUUUAGCACUGAAUUUGAAACCAAACCAAAACGCCUGAGCUCCUUCCUCACUGUGACGUUCUGCUGCUCUUAAAAGACGAGCGCUGUUUGGUACCGUUGAGCCUCUUUCAGUAUCACAGGUCGUCGCAGGAGCCAGGUUUGACCCGUUGAGUCGUAGAGUCACUGAUCCACGUGGUUAAAGUGCUUAUUUUUGAGAAUCAUCUGGUUCCAGAGCAACUUUCUUCCACGUGAUCCUGCAGGUUGUUUGUUUACGUGGUUAUAAAAACCACUCAGCUGACCGGGUUCAGGCGUUUAAGAAGAAUAACUGAGGUACUGUUCUUUAACUGCUCAGGUAAAACACACAAAUUUAAUAUCUUCAAACUGCAUCAUAUGUUGUUUUUUAAGUUUUAACUGUUUUCUGUACUGGAAAAAAAUAACACUGGUUAUUUCUGCUCGUCUCUCUGGACUCAAACCACUGUAAUCGUACGAACACAGGUCAAAUAAUAGAACGUUUUUCAGGAGCUAAAUGAUCUGGAUAAAAAAACAAGAUUUGUUUCUGGUUUGUUGUAACGAACAGAAAAACAAAAACAUUCCUUAAAGCUGCUCCAGUCUUGUGUAUUUGAUCCAGAUGAUCUGAAGGAUGAGACGGUUCUGGCUUUAUGUGCAAUAAAAGGGAAGAAACCGAGAAAAUAAAAUAAUCAUGUUUGUUGCCAUGUUUUUACUGACACUUUUUAAGACAUUAAAUCAUCUCAUUUAA
This is a messenger RNA of Mugil cephalus (flathead mullet), 3585 nucleotides long. It is a transcript of the gene slc49a3, whose product is annotated as solute carrier family 49 member 3. Gene Ontology annotation, molecular function: transmembrane transporter activity. The transcript has 10 exons. Gene Ontology annotation, biological process: transmembrane transport. Lineage: Eukaryota; Metazoa; Chordata; Actinopteri; Mugiliformes; Mugilidae. The coding region runs from base 290 to 1732 and encodes 480 amino acids. Gene Ontology annotation, cellular component: membrane. The record is from RefSeq and is a predicted model, not a curated record.